CGAGGCUUUAAAGCUCUGAAACAGUAGUCUUGACGCUUGAGUUGUGCAGGUGUUUUUUGCAGAACGAACUCCAUCAAUGGCUGCUUCCCUGUCGAACCAUUUAACGUCAAUUCCGAGAUCGAGAUUGGGGUCUUGUCCAGAUAAUCGGCUUCUCAAACAAUCUCGGGUUUUUACAGCUUCGAAUCUCCGGAAGUCUCCUGGGAUUAGGAGGAUCUCUUCGCCUGUUGUCUGUAAAGCGGUUUCUGUGAAGCCUCAAUCAGAGAUUCAAGGUCUCAACAUUGCUGAAGAUGUCACCCAGCUUAUUGGAAAGACUCCAAUGGUCUACCUGAACAAUAUUGUAAAAGGUUGUGUUGCCAACAUUGCUGCCAAACUUGAAAUAAUGGAGCCAUGCUGCAGUGUCAAGGAUAGGAUAGGUUACAGUAUGAUUGCUGAUGCUGAACAGAAGGGAGUUAUAACACCCGGAAAGAGCAUUCUGGUGGAACCUACAAGUGGAAAUACGGGCAUUGGUCUUGCAUUUAUUGCUGCUGCAAAAGGGUAUAAACUCAUUUUGACAAUGCCUGCAUCAAUGAGCCUGGAAAGACGAGUCCUCUUGAAGGCAUUUGGUGCGGAGCUGGUUCUCACUGACCCAACCAAGGGCAUGAAGGGAGCAGUUCAAAAGGCUGAAGAGAUUUUGAAGAGCAUACCCAAUGCAUACAUGCUUCAACAAUUUGACAAUCCUGCAAAUCCAAAAAUUCACUAUGAGACAACUGGUCCAGAGAUCUGGGAAGACACAAGUGGUAAGGUGGACAUAUUCGUUGCAGGGAUUGGGACAGGUGGAACUAUCUCUGGGGUUGGUCGAUUUCUGAAAGAAAAAAAUCCUGACAUAAAGGUUAUUGGUGUGGAACCUGCAGAAAGCAACAUCCUUUCUGGGGGAAAGCCUGGUCCACACAAGAUUCAAGGGAUUGGGGCAGGUUUUGUGCCCAAGAAUUUAGACAAUGAAGUACUUGAUGAAGUCUUAGAGAUAUCCAGUGAUGAAGCUGUUGAAAUGGCAAAGCAAUUGGCUCUUCAAGAAGGGUUGUUGGUUGGCAUUUCUUCUGGUGCAGCUGCUACAGCUGCCAUCAAGGUUGCAAAGAGACCCGAGAAUGCAGGAAAGCUAAUUGCGGUUGUAUUUCCAAGUUUCGGCGAGCGGUAUCUAUCCUCUGUUCUUUUCCAAUCAAUAAGAGAAGAAUGCGAGAAAAUGCAACCAGAGCCAUAAGAAGUAACUUAUCCAAGCUAGUUCCUGUAUUAAAGAAAAUGGGAUUUUCCUUUAUACAUUCUUAAGUUUGUUUUGUUUGGUGAGUCGAUUGUUCCUUUACCUGCUACAAGAAUAGCAUGUGCUUCGGAGGCUGUUUUAGAAAUAAAUAAUGUUUUUUAGGAAUCUGGAUAGCAAAGAAGCAAUUUCAACCUACCAUUUCUCUUCUACCUACUUUUUGAUUGUACUCUUAGCUAUAGUCUCAACUAUUUAUAUGGGAUGCUCUGAUCCUGCCUUUUUUUCUUC
Molecule: messenger RNA, 1516 nt
Organism: Nelumbo nucifera (sacred lotus)
Lineage: Eukaryota; Viridiplantae; Streptophyta; Magnoliopsida; Proteales; Nelumbonaceae
Product: cysteine synthase-like
Molecular function (GO): cysteine synthase activity
Source: RefSeq, a predicted model, not a curated record